CGCAAUUGUCGCCAUGCAUCCAUCAACAAAACCUAUAUAUAAAAGCCUCCAAAAUCUCUAUGACCCUUCUCCAUUGCAGUCUUUCUCCAACCAUCAUCAAGAGAGAAUUGCUGCAUUUUAGAGCUUGAACAAAUUUAAUUCCCAAAAUUUAUUUAUUCAUUUUUCAAAAUAAAACAAAAAAAAAUGGCGCACAACUUGUUUGUUCUUGCUCUAGUUUUUUUCGUCGUGGUCGGCAUGGCUGCGGCAGAGGCACCUGACGCAUCGUCUUCCGCCGCACCCGAUGCCACCACGGACGAUAACACCGUCAUCGGCACCCUCGAUGGCGGUGCUACUACCGUAGCCGCCCCGGUUGGUGGGCCCAUCCCUUCUUCGGUUCUCGAUAGCUUCACCCCGACUGGAGCACCCAACAACGCUGCCAAUAUUGCCGGUGGAGUCCCCGCCAUUGUGGCUGCCGUGGCAGCCACCGUCGCCGGAUCAUUUUUCUUCUAAAAUCAUACGUUAUUUAUGAUUUAUAU
Messenger RNA from Cuscuta campestris, 515 nucleotides. The record is from the annotation of a GenBank genome assembly. Lineage: Eukaryota; Viridiplantae; Streptophyta; Magnoliopsida; Solanales; Convolvulaceae.